Messenger RNA from Cryptococcus wingfieldii CBS 7118, 2190 nucleotides. RefSeq lists its product as hypothetical. Gene Ontology annotation, biological process: regulation of transcription by RNA polymerase II. The record is from RefSeq and is a predicted model, not a curated record. Gene Ontology annotation, molecular function: DNA-binding transcription factor activity, RNA polymerase II-specific; RNA polymerase II cis-regulatory region sequence-specific DNA binding. NCBI's taxonomy places the organism in Eukaryota, Fungi, Basidiomycota, Tremellomycetes, Tremellales, Cryptococcaceae. The transcript has 4 exons. Bases 1 to 2190 code for a protein of 729 amino acids. Gene Ontology annotation, cellular component: PcG protein complex; transcription regulator complex.
AUGCCGGCGGAGGACACAGCAGCCAUACUCGCCCAUUCGUCUGCACCUUUGGCACCUGUGACAAGGCCUUUGCCAGGAAGAGCGACUUGGCCCGUCAUUUCAAGAUCCACACCAACGACAGGCGAAGCGUUCAUCUGCAACUAUCGAGGGUGCGGCAAGUCUUUCAUCCAACGAUCAGCCCUCACCGUCCAUUAUCGUGUCCACACCGGAGAAAGGCCUCAUCAUUGCGAGACGUGUCACAAGGCGUUUGCCGACUCGAGCUCUCUUGCCAGGCAUAGACGUAUCCACACCGGGAAGCGCCCCUACACUUGCGAUGCUCCAGGCUGCACCAAGCUGUUCGCCAGACGAAACACUCUCUUAAAGCAUUUCAAGCGUCAACACCCAGACAUUCCGCCGCCUACCUCGUCUGCGCCGCGCUCUGCCAACCGCAACACUUCUCAAAACUCCUCUGGGUCAUUCUUCUCUCAGGGAUCUUCCCACUCCGACCACUACCCCAGCCCGAACCCCGGUGCCCCCCACGGAUUCGCCGCUCCUCACCCGUCGGAGGGCGCGGCGUACCCCUUCCAUGGCGGGUUCCCCGGACAGGUAUUCGGAGGACCUCCAGGUGCCCAUCAGCCCAUCUUCUUCCAGGGAACAGGGGCUGUCCGACCACACUUCCAGCCCUCCUCCCACGGCGGGCCCGUCCACCUCACACCCAUCUCCACCUCCGGCUCUCCAUUCGGAAACGGAGGACACCACUCGGCUCCCCACUCGGCGCAUAGUCAGAGGCAAGGCGUCUCACCUCACCCCUCCACUGGCCUCACCCCGAGCCAGUACCCCAGUCCACUCUCCGCCUACCCGAGUGGCUACCCGCUCCCGCGUUUCCCGAGUGAGGGAGCAGUGAUGUGGAACAGGUCGGCCUCUGCGCCCGGUCAACCGAGGGCUUCGCACGACACCUCGCAGUGGAGCGGUGGCAAUGUCGGCGGAGGGUUCCAUGCCUCGCAGCUCGCUGUGCCCCACACCUCUGUGCACAUGAACGGCGGACAAUACUACAACAUGAUGCCGAGGUCUGCUACAAACCCUCUUCCCCAUUCGAGACAGCCGCACACGCCUUCCGGUCAUUCCGACGACGAGGACGAGCCGCUCAUCUCGGUUGAUGCCGCCCCUACUUUUGCGCUCCAUCCUCCCCAGGGCGUUUCCGUCGGCAUGCCUCUCACCAGCAUCGAAGGCUCCAACCUGCCGCUCCCGAGUCCCGACGGCCAGAUUCUCUAUGCCGACCAUCAGCAGUCUGGCCGUCUUCACAGUGCUCCGCCUGCCAUCCAGCGUUUCAACUCUAUGCCUGCUGUGCCUACCGUCAGCUCUUGGGGCCAGGUCAAUACCUACCAGAGCCACAGCGUCGGCAGUGCUCAAAGCCAAGACGAAGACCUGGAAGAGCUUGAAAAGCAAAUCAUCAGCCGCGAGACGUCUGUCGGUGCCGACCAGGAUUCCACGCCAGAGACAGUUGAAAAGCAUACUCCUGAGGAUGGGGAGGCCAUCGGCGGGCACUGGGGUCAGCCGAUGCCUUUCCCUGCUCCUCCCAUGAGUCACCAGCGCCGCACCAUCUAUUCUUCUGGCGCGUCCAGUGCUUCCAACGCUUCUGCCAUGAUUCACGGUACACCGACCCACGGCAUGACCGAGAACCUGCCCCCUAUCCACGUCUACCAGAACCAGCAGCAUCAGAUGCCCAUGCCCAUACAGGCCCUCACGCCUAUCCAACCCAACGGCAUGUACCCCACCCCCAUCACGCCCGCCACCGAGUGGAACCACCCGCAGUUCAAGCCCAUCUUGAUGAUGGGUCGAGGGUACCACCAGGCUCACCAGGUUCAUCCCAUGUAUGCGCACGAGGACAAGGAGAAUGGGGAUAGCUCGACGGAGAAUAUCACCCUGACGACUCCUCCCAAGCAUUGGCAGGACCGGAAAGAGAGCCAGAGCGUCAACGCGGUCGGUCUGGGUAUCGCCAACGUCCACUUUGGUGACGGGAAGCGAAUUCAAAAGGGUACCCCCGAGGACGACAUGGACGAAGACUAUGAGUCUGAUGAGAGUGCGGCGGAAGAGCCGGAUGAUGAUAGUGAUGAUGACUUUGUGCUUGGAAGGAAGACCAGGCGAAGCGCGAAGAAGGGCUCGGCGAAGAAGAAGGUGUCGAGGGUGUCUAUCAAAAGAAGGCGAGUGUAA